CUGGAGCUUGGUACUUCAGGAACAUGGGUAGCAAAACAAGAUCCAUGCAUUUUGUUUUUUGGUGUCUUUACUUCAUGCUCCUACAUUUGUUUUGCACAGCACAAGAUGAGGACAUGAGAUUAAGUUGCAGGACGGCACCAAGCGAUUUAGUGUUCAUACUGGAUGGAUCGUGGAGCGUGGAUGACGUAAACUUUGAAAUUGUCAAACGAUGGUUGGUGAAUAUUACGAUAAGCUUCAACAUUGGUCAGAAAUUCACCCAGGUUGGGGUAGUGCAAUACAGCGAUGAACCUUACUUACAUAUACCGCUGGGAAAACACUUCUCAAGCCGGGACCUCAUCAAGGCCAUGGAGUCUAUAGAAUAUAUGGGAGGAAACACGAACACAGGGAAGGCCAUCAAAUUUGCCAGCGACAAACUUUUUGCUUUUUCUGAGCGAGGUCCAAACGGCAUUGCAAAAAUCGCUGUGGUUCUGACGGACGGGAAGUCCCAAGAUGAAGUAAUGGCUGCUGCGGAGGCAGCGAGGAAAAAGGGCAUAAUUCUUUUCGCAAUCGGCGUCGGGUCUGAAACAGAGGAGGCGGAGCUCAGGGCCAUUGCCAACAAACCGUCAUCCACCUAUGUUUUCUCAGUGAAAGACUAUAAAGCAAUUGCAAAGAUCCGUGAAGUUAUUAGGCAGAAGCUGUGCGAAGAGACAGUAUGCCCAAAAAAGAUUUCCAUAGAUUCUCGAGAUGAGAAGGGAUUUGACAUUCUUCUUCAUCUAAACUUGGCCAAAAAAACCAAAAAGACACAGGGAUCAUUUUAUGGCAGCAAAGCUUACCAGGUGACGUCCCGAGUUGACCUCAGUGAGAGCACUAGGACAUUAUUUCCAGGAGGACUUCCACCAUCCUAUGUUUUUGUGUCCACGCUGAAGUACAAAGGCUCUGUGGUUAUGGAGAACUGGGAUCUAUGGAGGAUACAGACCAAAGAUGAAAAGCCUCAAAUGGCAGUAACUCUAAAUGGAUUAGACAGAACAGUGAUAUUCACAACAACCAGCAGUUCAGCAAGUGGAACUCAAACUGUGGUCUUUACUAAGACACCUGCUAGGAAACUAUUUGAUGAAAAAUGGCAUCAACUACGUCUUCUGGUAACAGAAGAGGACGUCACGCUGUAUGUUGAUAAUCUUGAAAUAGAAACUUUGGCAUUGGAGCCUCCUGUUGGAAUUUUUAUUAAUGGAAAAACGCAGGUUGGAAAGUACGUCAGCAAAGAAACAACUGUACCCUUUGAAAUACAGAAACUCAGAAUAUACUGUGACCCUGAGCAAAAUAACAGAGAGACUGCCUGUGAAAUACCUGGAGUUUGUGCUAAUGUACCAGGGGAUAUUGACCCAACCCCAGAGCCCUGCAUCUGUCCACCUGGGCCACCCGGUACACCAGGACAGAAGGGAGAACAGGGCAGAACCGGAGAUCCAGGUCAACCUGGUCCUGUUGGUGCUGAUGGUAAGCCUGGUGUCCCAGGUCCUAGAGGUAGCCCUGGCCUUCAAGGACCUUCUGGCAUAGAGGGGCCACGUGGAGCUGUUGGACAUAAGGGAGAAAAGGGAAGCCUUGGGGAAACAGGUGAAAGAGGUAUUCCGGGCCUACCCGGGAUACCUGGUAAACCGGGCGAAAAGGGUUCUGUUGGCAAUCAAGGCAUACAAGGGCCACCAGGCAAAGAUGGUCAAAUGGGAGAAAAAGGAAGUACAGGGUCCAUAGGUCCACCUGGAUAUCCGGGACAGCCUGGAGCAGUUGGCCGAGAUGGGAAAGUUGGAAUUCCAGGAGCAAUUGGGCAAAAGGGAGACCCAGGACCACCUGGAAUUCCUGGAGUGGAUGGACGAGAGGGACAUCCUGGCAUGCCAGGCACACCUGGAAAUGAUGGUCCAAUAGGAAUAAAGGGUGAAGCUGGCAUGACCGGGUAUAAAGGAGCCAAAGGUGUAGCUGGAGACCCUGGAGAGAUGGGUUUGCCUGGACUACCCGGUUCAAUUGGAAAACCUGGCCCUAAGGGUAGUAAAGGAGAUAGUGGGCAGUCGGGUAAUCCAGGACUUCCAGGGCCAGAGGGUAAACCAGGAGAGCCUGGGACAGCUGGCCAGCCCGGACAUCCAGGAAUUCCAGGAUCACUAGGACAGAAGGGCCAACAAGGAGAUAAUGGAGAACGAGGGGCAGAGGGGUUAAAAGGUGAAAAGGGAGACCCUGGGAAACCUGGUAUUCAUGGUUCGGCUGGGCCAGCUGGUCAAAAAGGCGAGAAAGGGACAACAGGAGAGGCCGGCCAUAGGGGUCAGACUGGCCAUCAGGGGCCCCCUGGACAGCCAGGACCAGUGGGGCCCUCAGGGCCCAGGGGACAGAGUGGUGAAAUUGGACCACCUGGACCAGCUGGAUCUGAGGGACGACCUGGCAGAGAGCUGUCUGAGCAACAUAUUCGACAGAUAUGCAGAGACGUCCUUCAAUCUGAGAUUCCAGCAAUCCUUUUGAAUAGCCAACACAAUCAUAACAGAAGAUGUGAGCACUGCUACAUGAAGAGGGGACCGGCCGGGCAACCGGGGCCUGCAGGACCAAAGGGCUCACAGGGGUUCCCAGGUUUACCUGGUUCCAAUGGACUGCAAGGUCAGCGGGGUUUACCUGGACGCCCUGGUAUCCCUGGCACUAAAGGUGAUCCAGGAGAGAAAGGCGAAAAAGGAAGACAAGGAAGGGCAGAAAUUGGAGAUCCAGGUCUCCCAGGUUCACCAGGUCCUAUCGGCCCAACAGGGGUCGGCAAACCGGGUCACCCGGGUAAGCCAGGCCCACCUGGACAUAAUGGGGCAGAGGGAAAGAGAGGAUACCCCGGCGAGCCGGGUCAACCGGGAGUGUGCCAUCCAUCGAUGUGCUACAGCGCGAUGUUACGAAGAGAUCCAUUCAGUAAAGGGCCAAACUAUUGAAACAGCUUGAAUAUGGUGCUGCUCAGACAGUGAAAGUAACUCUCAGGAUAAUCAUGUUUUUCAGAAGUGUCUCCCACUCGUGGACACAUGAAGUACCUCUUCAAUUGUAAAUAAUAUGAUGUUGCCUACAUUAACACCAGCGACGGUCCGUGUCUUACGUCAGCCCUUGUUUUUCUGUGUCAUAAGAUGAGAUGUACCAUGAUUUCUCCGUGCUGUUUGUCAUGAAAAGUAAAAACACACGAAAAGCAUCCACUGUAAGAAGCUUUUCAGCACUGGCAGUGGAAAUUCUGCCUAGACCUCGGCUUAUAUCUUCACUCUCUAGCUCCCCCAUGUGGCUCUUAACCAUCGCCAGUGAUCUCAUUUUAUUUAUAAUAGCAGAUUUGUUGUUUGUUUUGUGAUUGUGGCUUUUGUCAGCCUUCACUUUUGCAGUGUUGAUGUAAACUGCAAGGCUCCAUAGGCUUGAGCUAUUUUGUGUGUGAUGUUUUUGACUGCAGUGCUCUUUCUUAUAUCUACAGUAUUGUUAUUUCUAAUGUCUCUCAGUGUUAUCAUUAUGACCACUAUCACCUUUCUGACCAAUGAAUUUACAUAAUCUUUCUAGUUGUCUUUCUAGGGCUUUGAAUAAAUUGAAUACAUUUUAGGAUAUGGAAUUGCCAGCUGCCUAUAAGUUGAAAUAUGCAAAUGAAUGAUAAGAAUUGUGAAGACUUGCCCUAAAUCGUCUUUUCCAGGCACUUCCAAUUACAAUGUCAAAGUACCUUGUUAUUUUCACUCAAAUUUUGGAAAAAAAAUUAUUAGAUGGCCUUUGGUUAUAAAUAAUAAACAUGUGCUGGGUUGUUUCCCUCCCUGAUUGGGUAACAACAACUCGGCAUAUGCUUAUUUAUAUCCCAGCUUCUUCUUUCUAAUAAUGUUUUUUUCCCCGAAAUUUAUGUUCUGUCCAAUAUUCACCCAGCCUUGGAUUAAAGUGUAACUUUUAUAUAGAUAUUUCACUAUUAGAAAUGCUAAAUUGAAUGCACUUUUUAUCAAUAAAUGAUCAAAACAGACACAUAGGAACAUUCUUUUGUUUUUUGAGUAAUAAAAGGUGUGUCAUACAAUGCAAUAAUAAUUACUUUGGGGUUGUUAUUUAUACGAACUGUUGUAGCAGUUACAGCAAUUCCAGCCAUUUUUUUUAAUGUGAUUGAAUGACUUUUGAUAAUAGUAAUUAAAACCUUUAUUACAUUU
This is a messenger RNA of Paramisgurnus dabryanus, 4133 nucleotides long. It is a transcript of the gene col21a1, whose product is annotated as collagen, type XXI, alpha 1. The record is from RefSeq and is a predicted model, not a curated record. Gene Ontology annotation, biological process: extracellular matrix organization. Gene Ontology annotation, molecular function: extracellular matrix structural constituent conferring tensile strength. Lineage: Eukaryota; Metazoa; Chordata; Actinopteri; Cypriniformes; Cobitidae.